Molecule: messenger RNA, 1659 nt
Organism: Beta vulgaris subsp. vulgaris (sugar beet)
Lineage: Eukaryota; Viridiplantae; Streptophyta; Magnoliopsida; Caryophyllales; Amaranthaceae
Product: F-box protein CPR1
Exons: 1
Coding region: 1-1110 (369 amino acids)
Molecular function (GO): protein binding
Source: RefSeq, a predicted model, not a curated record
AUGAUUCUUCCUGAAGAAAUAAUAGUUGAUGUUCUUUUACGAUUGCCUGCAAAAUCUCUUAUGCGCUUUAAAAGCGUAUGCAAGUCAUGGUAUAAUCUAAUCAAGUGCCCUGAUUUUUCCAAGCUUCAUUUAGAAAGAUCACUCACCACUCGAUCAAAUCUGCACUAUGUUAUUAAAACUCCCAUGUUUCAUUUGGCAGAUUUUGACACUUUUGAUAACCCCAUUGAAUUGAAUCACCCUUAUAAGACCAAUUAUCCUAGUGAUUGUCGAGUAGUUGGAUCAUGUAAUGGCUUGCUUUGUCUUCAUCGUUAUUUUAAUUUUCAGCUUCCACUUUGUAUUUACAAUCCCACUACUCGGACCUACAAAUUACUCCCCUUUUUGACAGUACGGGCACCGUUUAAUUAUCGCAGAUCGAUGUUUACUUUCGGGUUUGGUUAUGAUAAUGCCUCCAAGGACUAUAAAUGUGUGAGGGUGUUUCGGAAUUUGAACAAGGCAACUGGUACUUAUGAGAGUGAAGUCAUGGUUUGUAGUUUGAAGGACGAUGAAUGGAGAAGAGCUCCUGAUGUUGCAUCUGAUUUCGAUUUCGAUUACCGGAGGAGUGUCUUUGUUAAGGAUAAAAUCCAUUGGGUUGGUGGUAGAGAAAAAGAUGGAGUAAGAGCACUCCUCCCUAUUGUUGCAUUUAGUUUGAGUGAUGAAACUUUUAGCACACUGCCAGUUCCUAAUCUUGAUACCAUGCGCUUUAAGCGCAUGUUUUUGGGGGAACUUGAUGGGUGCUUGUGUCUUUCGGUUAGCUAUAUCGAUAAGUACUGUGAUGUGUGGGUAAUGAAGGAGUAUGGUGUUGCUGGAUCUUGGUCUAGGUUGCUUUCCGUUACCAAGCGAUAUGGUGAUGAAGAACUGGAGAGACCUGUUUGUUAUUCGAUGGAUCGUAAGAAAUUGUUUGUGAACACUCAUAUUUGGUUUCAGCUUGUUUCCAUUGAUUUGGAUAAAAUGGAAAUUACCAAUAAUGUGAAAGCUAGUAGGUUUAACAGCUGCUCACAUGCUUAUGUUUGUGUAGAGAACCUUCUUAUGUUGGAACAUAGUAGUGUUCACGUUAAAAACGACGAGCAAUAGGAGGGGGGAAAGACAAGAACAAUGUCAUCGUGCGAUCCAUGGGGUGAUUCAGGGAGUACCUCUGAGGGCAAAGAGACACCUCCGUCAGACGUGAAUCAAGAGAAAGAACAAGCUUGCGGAUUCCAUAGCAAGAAAUGCAAGAGAGAUAACAGAAGGCUUUAAUAACCGAAGCAGAACAAUUAAUCUGUAGUAAUCUUCUAAACUCUAAUAGCAGCAGCAGCCUUAGUACUGUAACUGAACUUGUUUAAUUUAUGGAAGUUCGUUUUCUACCAAAAAAAAUGUCAUUUGUAGUCCUGUAAACCUGCUCUCAGAAAAAAUUAGUCCUGUACUCUUGUCAUUUAAUACUUGUUCCAGCAAAUCUACACAACCAUAUAUUAUACGCUGAGAUUUUUACACAUGAUACUUGUACAUAAAUCUUCCAUUUCAAGGUUCUUCUUCCCUCCACAGCCCCCUUCUUCAAGGUUUGUCUUCGCCUCUUCGGAUCACGUCCAACGGUCCAAGACAAAAAAAAUUACAAUCGCUCAUUUGAUGACAUUAAUAAGACUAGAA